GUGGGCAUUUCGAGUGUUUGAAACGAAUGAAAGCUUAUCUUUUUGUAAACAGGUGUUUGAUUAGAUAUUAGGCUGCAAUAAAUACUGUGUUGGGAAAGCAUUGUAGUCAUUCAACGAAAAAUCGUCUUCAUCGAAUUCGUCACAAUGGCUCUUCUCGCUUGUGUUUACGUUUUGGCUGCAUUUUGCAUUGCGUCGUCCAUGCAAACCGAAUAUUACAAAUGCGAGGGUGGUUUACCAGAGCCUAAAAAUUUAAAUAUCGAAGGUUGCGAUAAAUUACCUUGUUCAUUGGUCAGAGGUACUGAUUUAAAAGCACAGUGGGAUUUUGCAGUUACUGCAAAUACUGCUACCUUAAAACCACGAGUUAUAGUAACGGUAUUCGGUGUUACUACGGAAUAUGAUUAUCCACGUCCAGAUGCAUGUAAGGAUUUAGUAAACGGUGAAUGUCCUUUGGAAAAAGGCGAAGAAGUCACUUAUUCCUUAUUAAUGCCUAUUUUAAAAAUCUAUCCAAAUAUUAGAUUGGACAUAGAAUUCUCUUUAAUUGACGAAAAUAAGAAUGCUCAAGUUUGCUUCAAAAUUGAUGGGAAAGUCGUCAAUUAAAUAAGGAUCAUCAAUAAAUCUUGAUAAAGUAUAUUGGACUUAUUGAUUAUUAUUUUUAGUAUUAUUAUUAUUAUUACUACUACUACUACUAUUGUUGUUGUUGUCGUUGUUAUAUUACUAGUAUUAUGCGUUAACGAUCAAAAUAGCGAAUUAGUCGUAAAUGAGAAAUAGUUGUAUGCAAUUUAAUCGUUGAAAUUCAUCAAGGAUGGACGCAUCCGUGUGAUACGAUAUUGUUCAAUAGAACCGUACAUGAAUACGUACAUACAUACGUACCUACAUACGUACAUACAUACGUACAUGCAUACGUGCCACCGAUCGAUUCAGCAGAGAGACAGCUAGGAGAAAAGGACUGGAUAUAUUUUUCGAUUUAAUAGUUACUCAUUUUCCAUCUAUAGAGAAUCUAUUGUAAUCUAAUUCGUAUUGGAAUAACAUCCUUUAUAAUUAUUAUUAA
Messenger RNA from Vespula vulgaris, 1048 nucleotides. Its product is annotated as NPC intracellular cholesterol transporter 2 homolog a-like. Lineage: Eukaryota; Metazoa; Arthropoda; Insecta; Hymenoptera; Vespidae. Gene Ontology annotation, molecular function: sterol binding. Gene Ontology annotation, biological process: intracellular cholesterol transport. The transcript has 3 exons. Bases 145 to 597 code for a protein of 150 amino acids. The record is from RefSeq and is a predicted model, not a curated record.